UUCCAUACCUUCCCCUUCUCGGACCAUAUAUUGCACUUAUGUGUUACAGCGUUAGCUUUUGAACCUCCGCGACACAACUCCCCCGCUAUCAAAUUCCUCCAACACCGCCCGAUCACCACCGACGGCGAUGACAGAUUUCUUCGCCGGCGAGAUAGCCACCGAGCUUCUCAAAAUGCUAUUUAAAAUAUCGCACAAAUCCUGCAUGUGUAAAACGAGUGCGGACUCGCUAAUAACCAGCAUAAAUGAACUUCUCCCUAUCAUUCAAGAAAUCAAAUUCUCCGGAGUCGAACUCCCCGCCAUGCGCCAAGUACAACUCGACCGCCUCUCGGAGAAUCUCCGCGAGGGCCUCGAGCUGGCCCGCAAGGUCCUCGCCUCCAAUCGGUGGAAUGUCUACAAAAACCUUCAACUUGCCAGAAAGAUGGAAAGGCUUGAAAAGAAUGUUUGGAGGUUCGUUAAUGGACCGAUGCAGGCACAUGUUUUGGCUGACGUGCAUCAUCUGAGGUUUCAGAUGGCGGAGAGUUUUGAUAGGCUGGAGAAUUCGGCGAAGCGAGUGGAGCAGAGGCUUGGGGCUAUGAAUAUUGGGGUGGGGAGUGGAGGGUGGAUGGAGGAGACAGUGAAGAGAGUCGAAGUGGAGAAGGAGAGGUGGGAGACUAGUUUAGUAAAUUUAUUGGGGGUGGGCAUGGAGGUGGGGAAGAGGAAAGUGAAGGAGAUGGUGAUUGGGAGAGAAGAUUUAGGGGCUGUUGGGAUUUGUGGGAUUGGUGGCUCUGGGAAGACCACUUUGGCUAAUGAAAUUUGCAGAGAUGAUGAAGUUAGAAGUCAUUUCCAGAAUAGGAUUUUGUCCCUGACAGUGUCACAGUCUCCAAAUCUGGAACAAUUAAGGGCAAAUAUAUGGAGAUUUGUUUCAGGAAGUGAUUUUGUGGCUGAGGGUGUCAAUGAUGUGAUCACCAAAUGGAAUCCACAAUUUAAUCUGAGAAUUGGACCUCGAAUGUUGGUUGUUUUGGAUGAUGUGUGGUCACUUUCUGUACUUGAACAGCUAAUUUUUAGAGUACCUGGAUGCAAAACACUUGUGGUUUCGCGAUUCAAAUUCCCAACAGUUCUCAGUGAUACUUAUGAAGUAGAAUUGUUGAAGGGAGAGGAGGCAAUAUCCCUCUUCUGCCUCUCUGCUUUUGGACAAAAAUCUGUUCCUCCUGCUGCUGAUGCCAAUUUGGUCAAGCAGAUCGUAAAUGAGUGCAAAGGACUUCCUUUGGCUCUCAAAGUGAUUGGAGCUUCACUAAGGGACCAACCCGAAAUGUACUGGGCGAGUGCAAAGAAAAGAUUGUCAAAGGGUGAACCUAUUUGUGAAUCCCAUGAAAGCAAAUUGCUUGAUAGGAUGGCCAUAAGCAUUCAAUUCUUGUCUAAAAAGGUUAGGGAGUGCUUCUUGGAUUUGGGGUGCUUUCCUGAAGACAAGAAGAUCCCUCUUGAUGUUCUCAUCAAUAUGUGGGUUGAGAUACAUGACCUUGAUGAGGAAGAAGCUUUUGCUAUCCUUGUUGAACUUUCAGACAAGAAUCUUCUCACUUUGGUGAAGGAUGCACGAGCUGGAGAUCUAUAUAGCAGUUACUAUGAGAUCUCUAUUACUCAACAUGAUGUGUUGCGGGAUCUUGCUAUUCAUUUGGCUAAUCAUGGAAAUGUAAAUGAACGCAAGCGAUUACUAAUGGCAAGAAGAGAAGCAGAGGUUCCAAAAGAAUGGGUGAGAAGUGCUGAUCUGCCAUUCCAUGCUCAAAUUGUUUCAAUUCAUACAGGUGAGAUGGGAGAAAUGGAAUGGUUCCAGAUGGAUUUCCCCAAAACUGAAGUCCUGAUCGUGAACUUCUCAGCUAAUGAGUACUUCUUGCCUCCCUUCAUUGAUAACAUGCCAAACCUUAGGGCACUGAUAGUGAUAAAUUACAGUACACAAAAUGCAACACUUCACAAUUUUUCAGUCUUUUCUGAUUUGGCUAACUUGAAGAGCCUUUGGCUUGAAAAAGUUUCAGUUGCUCAAUUGACAGAAUCUACCAUCCCCUUGAAAAAUUUGCAAAAAAUAUCUCUCAUCCUAUGCAAGAUCAAUAACAGCCUCGAUCAAUCUGUCAUAGACCUAGCCCAAAUCUUCCCUUCCCUCUCGCAGCUCACAAUUGAUCACUGUGAUGAUUUGAUAAAGUUACCUCUUAGCAUUUGUAGGAUGCAUUCUCUGAAGAGUCUUAGUAUAACCAAUUGCCCCAAUCUAAAAGAAAUCCCUACUAAUUUGGGUAACCUGAGAUUUCUACAAAUUCUAAGGUUGUAUGCUUGCCCGACUCUGAAGAUGCUUCCGUCAAGCAUAUGUGAGCUGGUGUCAUUGAAGUACCUAGACAUUUCUCAAUGUAUUAAUUUAAAAAGUCUUCCAGAGAAGAUGGGUAAAUUAUCAAUGUUGGAGAAGAUUGACAUGAGGGAAUGCUCAGAGAUUUGGAAACUACCAGCUUCAGUCGAGUCUUUAGAAUCUUUGCGCAGUGUAAUUUGUGAUGAAGAGGUUUCGUGGUUGUGGAAGGAAGUGAGGAAGAAUAAUCUUCAUGUCCAGGUUGCAGAGGAACAAUUCAAUCUGGACUGGCUUGAUGAAUGAUUACAUUGUAUUGUACUCUGUCGAUACUGGUAGAAAUCAAUGUAAAUAAUUAUUUUUUUUCUCA
Hevea brasiliensis (rubber tree) is the source of this 2669-nucleotide messenger RNA. Its product is annotated as probable disease resistance protein At4g33300. The record is from RefSeq and is a predicted model, not a curated record. Gene Ontology annotation, molecular function: ADP binding. Gene Ontology annotation, biological process: defense response to fungus. The transcript is spliced from 5 exons. NCBI's taxonomy places the organism in Eukaryota, Viridiplantae, Streptophyta, Magnoliopsida, Malpighiales, Euphorbiaceae. The coding region runs from base 128 to 2605 and encodes 825 amino acids.